AGGAAGAACUCCAUUACGGCGGGAAAUGUGCUGUUAUUAAAGUACCACCAAGACAAAUGUCCCGUUUUUGGUCUCCUUCAACUAAGCCGAAUAUAUGACUGUAGAUGUAGUUAAAUGACCGAGAAACUGAAAAGCUCAGCUGAGUAAGACGCAAAGAACUCAGUUUUGUUGCAACAUCUGGUGGCUUCAGGUGGAAGAAAACAUGAAGGGAGAAAUGGAUAAACUCGUCUCUCUUGCAGAAGGAGACCAUGUCACCGAACUUCAGAAUUACCUUUCCGCUUUGACUGAUGAAAAGAUCAAAGCACUGAUGACCUACAGCGCGCUGAAGGGUAAGAGGGUCGGUGCUAUGCUGAAAGGCAUAUUUAAAGGUUCUCCAUCCAAUUCCUCUGAAGGAGCAAAUCGCAGACUUCUUGUCUAUGAACACUGCAUCCCUCUGUGUGAGUCUGGGGAUCUUCAGGCUGAGGUGGCUGCUGAUAUGAUCGGUCUACUGAUGCUGGAGACUCACACACUCUCCGGACCGUCUCUUGCAAAACUGGCAUCUUUGUUUGUGGACGCCAUUAAAGUAGGGAAAAUGGGCAGUGGGAAAUCCCUGGAGCUGUUUCCUACCGUUCUUACUGCUCUCGCUGCGUGUGAAGCCCUGACGUAUGGCAAAGGGGAGCUAAGUGGUGAGGAAUACAAGAAGCAGCUGAUCAACAGCCUCUGCUCCAGCAGAUGGGACCCGCAGUGUGUCAUCCACUUUACAACCAUGUUCAGGGAUGUGCCCUUGUCACUAGAGGAGCUGCAGUUUCUGGUGGAGAAAGUAGUGAGGAUGUUCGCCAAACUAGAUCUGCAGGAGAUCCCGCCGCUGGUUUACCAGCUCCUGCUUUUGUCUGCUAAAGGUUGCAAGAGACAGAUCUUGGAUGGGAUCAUUAGUUACUUUAAGGAGCAGGACAUUCAUCAGGAAGAAGAGGAGAAACAUGGAGAAAAUCUGGAUUUAGAGGUUCAGUCCAUUCCUCAAGACCAGCUGAGGCACGUGGAGGGCACGGUCAUCCUCCACGUUGUGUUUGCGAUUCGGCUGGACCAUGAGCUCGGGAGAGAGUUCCUUAAAGGUUUUAAGACCUCAUAUGGGGACUUGUGUCCGUUCAGUGUUGCCUUAUUGCUCUCGGUCGCACGUAUCCAGCGUUACGAGGAGCAGGUGUUUGACCUUUUGAAAGCAGCUGUAGUGAAGAGCUUUAAGGACAAACAGCUACUGCAGGGGUCAAAGUUCCUGCAGGACCUCCAGCUGGGCCAGUGCAGUGCUGCUAAAAUGAUUCUGGACACAGUCAGGAACAGCGUAUUCGGAUGGGAUCAUGUCACUCAGGGAAUGGUCCAGCUGGGAUUCUUCCUCAUGGACGCAUUUGGACCCAAACCUGGACCGUUUGGAAAGGCCUCUGAGGGUUCUGGUGGUGUAGCCCGGACCCCCUCUCAGCAGGCAUGUAAGCUGGGAGGACAGGUGCUCCUACAGGGCUUCAAGAUGCACGAGCCAAUCAGAGGCGAGAUUCUGGAGCAGGUCUUGAAUCGUCUGGUCACAAAGACGGCCUCGCCUGUCAGUCAUUACUUAGAGCUUUUCUCUGACAUCGUGAUCUCUGCUCCCAUGAUCCUCCUGGAGUCGUCCUCUAAGCUGACCGAGACGUUUGACCAACUGUCGCACCUGCCUCUGGCCACCGUUCAGGGUCUGCUGAAAGCUGUCCAGCCCCUGCUCAAGGUCAGCAUGUCUCUAAAAGACGCCUUAAUUCUAGUGCUGCGCAAGGCCAUGUUUUCCAGCCAGCUGGAUGGCAGGAAGUCUGCGGUGACGGGCUUUUUGCUGCUGCUGAAAAACUUCAAGGUUCUGGGCAGCUUGGCCUCCAGCCAGUGCAGCCAGGCCAUCUCCUCCAGCCAGGUCCAAGUGGAUGUUCAUUCUCGCUUCAACUCCGCUGCCAAUGAAGCCUUCUGCCUAGAGAUCCUCAGCAGCCUCCGCCGCUGCCUUGGCCAACAGGCGGAUGUACGCCUCAUGCUCUACGAGGGUUUCUAUGACGUUCUUCGUCGCAACUCCCAACUGGCAAGCUCCAUCAUGCAGACGCUCCUCUCACAGCUGAGGCGGUACUAUGAGCCGGAGCAGGACCUGCUGCCCCCGGUGAAACUGGAGCCGUGCAUCACAACUCAUGGGGACCAGAUCUUCCUCCAGGAGCCGCUGGCACAUCUGGUGAGCUGCACCGUGCACUGCCUGCUGUGGCUGCAGAACAUGCACACGGCCACCACUGAUGACAGCGGCGAUGAUGAUGAUGAUGAAGAGGAGGAGGGAUAUCGGUCUGACCUGCAGGCCAUCUUGGAAAGCACAACACGACGUAUGCUCAAGAGCGAGCUGGAGGACUUUGAACUGGACAAGUCUGCAGAGUUUUCUUUGGCAUCCAGCGUUGGAGUGAAGAAUAACAUCUACGCCGUGCUAGUGAUGGGAGUAUAUGAAGUUCUGAUGGAGUACAACUUCAUCAAAGCCAACUACAAUAAAAGUCACCUAGAGGGGGUUACGGAGCUGUUCAGCCGCUACCACAAACUGUCUGAGAUCUUGAGGGAGAAAUCCGGAAAAUCCCGAACGUCCUCCAACAAAACGCCCCGCAGUUUACUCUCCAUGGGCUUUGCAUCGACUCUCAUCACCGCGAUUUUCAGAGAUAACGCUCAGAGCAGAGAAGAGGGUCUCUCAGUGCUUCGCUCAAAUGGCGAGUUUGUGCGUUAUGCUUUGAGCGUAGUCGUGCAGAAGAUCCAGCAGCUGGAGGAAACCGGACACACGGACGGUCCAGACGGACAGAACGCAGACCGAGCUUUCCGCUUCCUCUGUGACAUGACCAGGGUGCUGAUGUGGCGUUACACCAACAUCCCCAGCGUGGUGGAGGAGGCGGGAAGGAAGGAGAGGCGCUGCAGUCUGUCCCAACUCUGUUUAGAGGGUCUGCUCCGGAUCUUCAACGCCUGCCAGCAGCGCUUCCCAGACAAGAUGACGCAGCUCCUUUCUACCAUGGAAGCUGCAGAGGACGACGCGGAGCAAGAAGACGCCAGCGAGGUGAACUACUUUUACAUCCGACAGUUUCAGAGGGCGCUGUUCACCCAGUUAAGUGGAAGCGAGGAGGACUUUAACAGCAGAGAAGCUCAGCUGCUGGUCAGCAUCUUGGCUGUACUCUCACGCCAGCUGCAGCCCACCUCCAAACAGUUUGUUCAGAUGAUCACCUGGACCGUGAAAAUCUGCAAGGAGACUAGUUUUGAGGAUCCCACCUUCUCUAAGGGCCUUCUCUCACUUCUCUUCAGUCUGCAUGUUCUCUACAAGAGUCCUGCAGGUCUGCUGCUGGAGCUCUGCCAGGACAUCCACAGCCAGCUGGGAGACAUCGAUCAGGACAUGGAGGUGGAAAAGCAGGCUCAUUUUGCCGUCGUCAACAUGAAAACAGCUACGACGGCAGCACUGCUGGUCCUGUCUCAAGUUGACAAAGUCCUCGAUGAAGUGGACUGGCUUAUUGCCAGGAGGAAAGGUCACACGGCAUCUGAUAAGUCUGGAUCUGCUGAGGCGUCCCAGGCUGCAGGGCAGCAGGACCCAGCAGAGAAAGCCGUGACGCUGCAGCUGGGGAGCGUCCUGACGGCGCUAAAUGAGCUGGUCCAGACGGCCCUUCUGCCUGGAACCUGCACCAUCACGCUGCUGAGGGAGCUGAGCCGUACCUACACCACCCUCACCACUCUGGUUAAAUACUACAUCCAGGUGUGCUCCAACCAGCCUGGGGCGCUACCAGCUCGAUUUGAGAAGCUGGUUAAAUUAUCUGGCUCCCAUCUAACCCCUCAGUGCUACUCCUUCAUCACAUACGCACAGAGUGGAGAAAUAGGUGGAGGUUCCAAUGAGAAGAAGAAAAAGAAAAGAAAUGAAGCGAACCCAGCCGCCUCGGCGAAGCUCCUGCGUGAGACGAAGGCCAUCCCGAACUUGAUUUUCAGCAUCGAGCAGUACGAAAAGUACCUCAUCAUGCUCUCCAAGAAAUCAAAGGUGAACCUGAUGCAGUACAUGAAGCUGAGCACCUCCAGAGAUUUCCGCAUCAACGCUGCGACCCUGGAUGCCGCCCUGCAGGAGCAGGAGGACGCUCCGGAGGCCGAAGCGUCCCAGGAGGAGACGCAGGAACCCAAACAGAAGAAGAGGAAACCGUGAGGCACAGCUGGCGACCGACGGACAAACCCAUUAUCUUGCUUUGCUCAGAGAGCCUUUGGUGAUGUCGAUGAUCUGGUAAACGUCCAACGCCUCGCCUGCGGAAAGUUUAAACAUCGUUUAUCAACCUGUUCCACUUUAUUCAGCAGGAAGUUUCUGUUUCACACUUUUUAGACGAGCUUUAUUGUCCUGAUUUCAUCUGGAUGUUGGGACUGUUGCUCAAAAACCAGUUUUAAGUUAAACUCUUAUUCUAGUGGAUCCAGAUGUUCCUGGGAUGACAACACUAACCUGGGAGAAGGAGCUGUGCUUUUCUAAAGAUUUGGAAAAAGAAUCCCAGAGAUUAAAAACCCGGAGUGUCUGAAUUGUUCUUUAGAGGGGCCGCAUUUUCCUUGUUUUUGUGCAAACGAGCAUUUUUUUGACUCCGGAAUGAGACUUUAGUGCAAUUUCUGAACUUUUUACUUAAUGUAAGAAAAAUUAAGAUUUCUUUUUUUGCAAUUAGAUUAAAUUUAAAGGUUAUCUACUAUAAUAAAUAGUUUUUGGAUUAAUAAUUGUUCCAACUGGUUACAGGAUUGUUCUUUCAACAUUUGCAGGACUUUUGUCUCCUUUUUCUGUCCUUUUGUUGUAUUUUGUCUAAUAAACUCUAUUUAUUAGCAAGAAAUCUCAUUGCUUAAAACUCACCCGGUGGGUACCCGUAUCUCCGUUCCAGACCCGUGGGGUUGGAGGGAGUCGCACAGUCCAUGGUGACCUCCUUCCUCAGACACUGGUCCACAUCCACCGCACUGAAGAACGCCACAGACUGCGGGAGGUCCUGCAUGCCUAACGCGUGGGCGAACAUGCACCUGCAAGAAAAAGCCGCCCUGAUUUAACGGCCCAUCAUGGCGGCUGUAAUGGGGAACAUCAGCUGGAGGCUGACCUCGUGAGCAGGUUGGUGAUCUGGAGAGCCAACGCCGCUCUGUAACGGUCCUCGCUUCGGACCAGGUACCGCACCUCAUCGUGGAUGCUGAUGCAGAAGCGCCCAUCGAUGCUGUGCUCCUCGAAGAGCCACCUCAUGGCCACCAGCAUCAGAUGCAGGUAGUCCACAGCGGAGCUCUGCACCGCCCAGUUCACCCUGCUGGUGAUAAACUUCCAUAAAAAAAUAAAAACAUCUUCAGCUUUCUGGACUUGGAUGUGUCUAUAAUCUGGUUAUGGGCUCGGCCUCACCUCGUCUCUGACCGCUCGGGGCUCCAGGGCUCUGCUGAUCCUGCAGCCGAGGACCGGAGUGGCUGGCUGGGCCGAGUGGGCGAUGCUCUCCAGCUUAUUGAACAUGUCUGACUCGGUACCUCCAGCCCAGACGCGUUUCCCAACAAUAUCCCACUUCCUUUGCCGGGAGCUGAGAAGAACACCGAAUGAAUGAAACGCUGAGGUGAAUAAACGAGUCAGAACCCUGACAGGCUCGUUACCUUUGUGAGGCUAGUCUACUGAUCCUCCUCACUUCCUCCAGGGAGACGCUUCCAUCAUCCUCUCUGUGCACAUCUAUGUCCAGCUCCCUGAC
Molecule: messenger RNA, 5696 nt
Organism: Nothobranchius furzeri (turquoise killifish)
Lineage: Eukaryota; Metazoa; Chordata; Actinopteri; Cyprinodontiformes; Nothobranchiidae
Gene: fanci
Product: FA complementation group I
Biological process (GO): DNA repair
Molecular function (GO): DNA polymerase binding
Source: RefSeq, a predicted model, not a curated record